Molecule: messenger RNA, 1068 nt
Organism: Enterospora canceri
Lineage: Eukaryota; Fungi; Microsporidia; Enterocytozoonidae
Source: the annotation of a GenBank genome assembly
AUGAAGCAGAUAGCACUUGGAUACAUCUUCCCUGUUUUAAUCAUGAACUCAGGCUGUGUUCAAUCUGCAAUCCAACACUUAUUCUACGCCUGUAUAAUAUAUGGUGCAAGAAAAACGAUACUGAGACUGGAAGUAGCAGAAGACACACAUAUUGUGGUAGACAAAUACGAAAACAAGAUGAUGUGUGAGCCACUGUCAUUCACGUACAGAUGUGUAUGUGCACUCUAUAAGCUCAUAUACAGUUUAUUGGGGUUUCUAGGAAUGUGUACGAAAAUAAAGCAACAGGGUCCGCCAACAAUCAACAAGUUACCAGAGAUGAAUAUUGUGUUGGUUCAUGGCCUGAAUGGAUCAUCAGACAGCAAAUACGUCAUUGGAAUGGCAAACCUGUUUCUUAGGAAAAAUUGUAGGGUAUUUUGCAUCAAUUCACGUGGUGAAAAAGGUGUUUUCACUGGAAUGACAUUCACUCACUUUGGAUUCACAGAAGACAUUCUGUUUCUGACCAAGCACAUUUUGGAGACGUACGAAGGAAAGGUCUUCUUCGUUGGAUUCUCACAAGGUGGAAACAUGGUGACCAAAUUCAUGGCUGAAUUCAAGCACGAGAGAGUGCUAGGCGGCGUGAGUGUCUGCAACCCAUUCAACUUCACGAAACUGGAAGAAGUCCACAAGAAAGGAACGUGGAUAAACAGGGUCGUAGGAAGACGAGUCUGUGAUCAAUUCAGGGAUCACCUUGAAAAGGUGUACAGACAGAAAUUCAAUGGUAGGGAUUUUAGAGAAAUCAUCAAUCAGCUGAUUCAGGAGGGCUUUCUGAAAUACGGCUCAGUCGAAGAAUACCAGAAAGCAGCUUCGUCGGAAGACUGCAUCCAUCUGGUCGAUAAGCCACUCCUCUUCAUAAAUGCUGAUGAUGAUCCAGUUAUACCCAUUGAAGUGGUUCCAAAGGAGAAAAUAUUCAAAAACAGAAACACGGGGCUAAUCACGUUGCAAGGGGGACACCUUGGAUUCAGGUCGUUCUUCCUGACCAGCACAAUUGAGGGACUCAUUGAUGACUUCUACAGAAAUCUAGAAAAGUAA